UAUACGGAACACGCUAUAGUAGAACAAAAUGCUGCGCCUCGCUGCCCAAAAGCUUCAGCUCGCGACCCUGGGAACCCCAGGGUCAGCGUUCGCGCUGUCUCGCACGCUCCCGACUAGCCUCUUCAACUUUUCGACAGAAGCCGGGACUGAGGCCGAGCAAAAGCCAACGGCGAGGCUUUGGGUGGGCAACCUGCCUUUCAAGGCGACACAAGAGCAAAUUCAGAGCUUUUUCAAUCCUUACGGCGCUAGUUCAGUCUUCAUCCUGCGCGACAAGGAGACGCGGAAGAACCGAGGCAUGGCCUUCGUAAACGUGGACCCAGAGAAGAUGGACGCGGCCAUUCGCGAGAAUGACGGCAAGGACUUCAUGGGGCGGGCACUUAAGGUUGCCAAAUCCAACGUGCCGGACCUGCCACCCAAGAGCCAGGCCGCGGCACCCACCGCGCCGGCAGAGGCGCAGCCUAGCCAGUAGUGUGACAGAUGGAGAGGCUUCGUCGAUGCCGCUAUCAUGCCAACAGCAGUCGGAUGCAAGGAGCGCGGGUUGCGCCGCCAGGCUGCCGCGUGCACGGCGCGUGCACCGGCGCGGUUGGCUUUUGAGGCGAGCGGCGCGCUGAUGCAAGGUUGGUGAUAACCGCAGCGGCCGCCCGGCAGCAGCAUAGUGUUUUGAGGCAUUCUGCACCCGACACCAAGGGAUGAGUGCCUCGGUUGGUUUGAUGUGAUGCGUCGUGCAUUCGUGCGGCAUGGCUAAGACACCCGAGCUCGGCGACCGUGCAUGGCGUAUUACACGGUGUAGAUGCGGCAGGAGGAGUUCGGUUUGCAGGGUUUGUUGUUUGCGUGUGUUGUGGCUGGCGGUGUUGUUCCUGCUUUUACGUUGCAUGGUAUGCCGGUGUGGGACUGCGGUAUCCGCAAACAUGCACAACCACGACCACUACGUGACACCUGCCGCACGAUGUCGCUGCAGGCUGGUGACAAACUGGCGAGUAUGAGGGAAGGCUGUUAGGGCCACUGGGAGCUGGUGUGUAUGUUGGAGGGAGCAUGUGGCAAGGCCUGGGAGCAGCAGCUGUCAGGUGGGUGCUGAGGGGCGCCAGCGACUGCUCGCGCCGUGUGUACAGUAACACAAAUCGACUUGUGGCUGGCGUUUGUUGUGUGUGUUGGGCUUGGGCUAUUGCUAUGCUAGCUUUGGGUUACUUUAGCUUUGCCUGGGGUUUCACAGGCUCGUAAAGGGUCCUGAGGACAGCUUGCCGGGUUCGGGGCGCGUCCGGGGUCGCGGCAGUAAGUUCGCAAAACCGAGUUGCCUGCAACACGCAAACUCUGCCAUGACACUAAUAAGGAAUGUAACUUGUAUAAAGC
This is a messenger RNA of Chlamydomonas reinhardtii, 1347 nucleotides long. RefSeq lists its product as uncharacterized. The transcript is spliced from 2 exons. Gene Ontology annotation, molecular function: RNA binding. NCBI's taxonomy places the organism in Eukaryota, Viridiplantae, Chlorophyta, Chlorophyceae, Chlamydomonadales, Chlamydomonadaceae. The coding region runs from base 29 to 469 and encodes 146 amino acids. The record is from RefSeq and is a predicted model, not a curated record.